UCUCCUAGCAACGCAGCGAUCCCGCACCUGACGUCUGGGCAAGUUUAGUGAACGUUGCUUCUUUUUAAAGACUUUAUUAAUCAGCCAAUAUUACUAUCUUACUUUAGAAGUAGACAAGUUUUUUAUGUUUAUGUUAUGUUGCUGUGAUAUAGCAAUAGCCUAACUGUAAAUUGGUAUCUUUACGAGUUUAAAUAGGUUAUAGAUAAAUCAAAUAUCGGUUAAAAGUUUACUGAAGUUGUAUCAAGCGGAAGGUCGGAUUGAAACUAUACCGUUUAGUCCUAGAAUUAAAGCACACACUUAAAAUACACAAGAAAAAAAACACAAAAUUAACUUUGUAAAGCCGACAGUGUCGAAACAUUUUAUGCGUUUAUGCAUAAAUAAAUCUGAAAUAUCAGAUCAGAAUCGACUUUUUAAUACUCAAGACAAACUUAAUACAAUACAUUGCAUUGCCAUUUAUUCCGACAAUCAUAACCUAUGAGUUCGUUAUUAGCUAUUUUAUAAACAUUUAUGCAUUUAGCAGCUUAUCCAAAAUGACUAAAAAUGCAUUUCUUAUACAAAGUGAUCUAUAACUAUUCACGGAGGUCGAACUAACUUACAGUGUGUCAGUUAACAAAACAAUCCUAAUAUAUAAAGUAUCAACGCUUGAGAGGUUCGAACCCACAAACGUUAAGUGAUCGGGCCGGAUCUUUAACAUCAGGUCCCAUCACCCGGAUAGAUCUCCAGUUUGUGCACAACAGGGCAUGUGCUGCUGCUGCUGCUGGAGAGUCUCGAGAAGCGUUUGGAUGGCGUAACACAAUCCUGGAGCUCAUAUCAAAUCUACCAGAAAUCUGCGCGUUCUACCGGCUCAGGCAUUCAUCUGGUGAUGACAGACCUAUGAAGGAGGGUCUUGUUGACGUUUUAUUUAAGAGUCAGAUGAUAGACCGGUUGUCUUCACUCUUCAUCUUACAGAGACUAAUUUGAAGCAAGUUAAAGAUGGAGGAACACAUGUCUGACGCCUGCGCAAUCCCAGCCAAUGAGAAGUCUUGUCAGACAGAUGACCUCAUGGGCGAGGCUGUUGUGCCCGGACCGGACCUCGCGAGCAAGACGCUGGUUAACUCGACAGAAAUGGGGGAUCCUCCUCUGCUACAGAGACCCCUACAGACCUCCAAAUCUGGAAUUGAGCAGAUAAUCGAAUGCUUCCGCACAGGUACUGCAGAGUUAAAACACAUUCUCCUGAAAGAAGUGGACACAAUUUUUGAAUGUAAACUAUGUCGCAGUCUCUUUCGUGGUCUUCCCAAUCUGAUCAAACACAAAGAGAUUUACUGUUUCUCAAGACUGUCCCAGCCUGAUGACUCUUCUGGAGAUGGCGAAAAGAGCAUCAAGGAGCUUCUGGAGGCCAUCUAUCCUCGCUCUGAGAAGCAGGAAUAUUUUAUGAGACUGGAGCCCAUCACUGGCAACCAGAAUGCAGUGUACCAGUAUGUUUCCACAGAGGAAGACUUCCCAUCUUCAUCCCAAAGCCCCGAGCACACCAACACAGACGACUGUAGUCAUCUCCACCUCCAUGAGCCAAACACAGAGAUGAAGGAAGGAGAGGAUCAUUGCGUCGAGGUGGAGGAGAGAGCGAGCGUUAACAAAGAUGAUGAAGAUGAUGUGGGAUCCGUGGAGCGUCAGGUGUCUUCUGAGGACAGAACGGAAGAAGCGGACUUGAGCGACUCGUCCUCCUGCAGAUGCCGCCUCUGUAACAGGACAUACAAAGUUCGUGGUCGCCUUCAGAGACACCUCCGCAUCGUUCACAAGAUCAUCACCUCCUCCGAACCUACGUCGAACAACAAGAAAGCCAAUGGAAAAGUUCCAGACAGUCCCGAUGCUAACACCAGUGAUUCUCAGAAAAGCCCCAGAGAGGAGAACAAGGUGCCGUGGAAGCCCACAUUCUCCGCCGGCUUUGAUUUGAAGACGCGCUUCUGUAAGCUCUGCAGACGAACAUUCAGCUCGGAGCAGAACCUGGCCAAGCACAUCGAGCUCCACACAGACAACGGCAGCGACUUCUUCGUCAAGUUUUACUGCUGCCCGCUGUGCAGCUACAGAACCCGCCGCAAGAGAGACGUGGUGAGACAUCUGUCCGACUUCCACAAGAAGAACUCCGCCUACCUGAGCAGGAUCUCUCAGUCGCUGGAGAGCAGCGCCAUCAAGACUCCCGCCAAGGACGUGUUGAACAAAAAAAAGGCGAAAAUGCAGCCGCAGCAGGAAGUGAAGCUUCACAGCUCACCGUAUCUGACACGAAGGAACCAUAACGCUCCUCGCAAGACGAACAGCGGUGAUAAAGCGAGAUCUGGCGUGAAAGUGAAGCGUGAGAGCGGGGAAGGUAAAGUCAUGCAGCCGCUGUCCGUCUGCGGCGUGUGCGGUCAGGGCUUUAGGAAGCAGAGGCAUCUGGAUUUACACAUGAGAAGUCAUCAGAAAACUGCUGGAAGGAGGGCAGCAGCAGCAGCAGCAGGUGUACGCACAAGGUCAAAGGUCAUGCUUUGAUUCUCUCUGACAACAGAUUGGUUUGCUGCAACGUUGGAAAGAUGGACAGUUGUAAAAAAAAACAGAGUGAUAUUUUCUAAUCACUUUUAAGUAUAAGAAGGAAUGAUGGUUUUCAUUUCUAGCUGCUAUCAGUUUUUGUGUUUGCAUGUAAAAGCGACAGAAAAAUAGUCUCAGAAUGGCGUUCAUUGGCCGGAGGUCCAGGCGGAGCUGAACUAAGACACACCGGACACAUGACAACUCUUUUUUUGUUAUUCAGUGCAGACGUCUGGGGUUAAAUCUGAAGUCUGCAUACAGCAGACAAAGAGCAUGAAAUUAACAGGACUAUAAUUAAAUAAGAGUCUUUUAAAACUCUUUUUAUCAGUUUGUCUGCAGUUAUCAGUUUCUCUCUUUUACUUUAUAAUAACACCUUUAUGGAUUUGUGUCAUUAACAUUUCUCUUCUCAAUCACUAACUUUUUUUUGUGUGUUACAGUUCAGUUGGUUUUAUUUCUCAUAUGACUGUAUACCAUCCAACAACAAUAAACUGAGAUGAUGAUUCUA
Molecule: messenger RNA, 3040 nt
Organism: Triplophysa dalaica
Lineage: Eukaryota; Metazoa; Chordata; Actinopteri; Cypriniformes; Nemacheilidae
Gene: znf800b
Product: zinc finger protein 800b
Exons: 6
Coding region: 973-2502 (509 amino acids)
Source: RefSeq, a predicted model, not a curated record